Lymnaea stagnalis (great pond snail) is the source of this 7472-nucleotide messenger RNA. The record is from the annotation of a GenBank genome assembly. NCBI's taxonomy places the organism in Eukaryota, Metazoa, Mollusca, Gastropoda, Lymnaeidae.
CCUGGCUCACAUUAUCAACUAAUUCAUAUUCAUUACCAGUACAUAUCUCUGUAAAAAUAUCAUUUGAGCAACCUUUGCUCACAUUACACAGUGACUCAUUUACAUCACAAUAAUUAUCAACAAUUUUCUCUCCUUCCCCCACCUCAGGGAUUACACUCACCUCAUCAACCUCACACAAAAAAUCAGACACUUCAACUUCAGGACUUACAUUAUCUAAUAGUCAAGCGCGGGAAAAGCGUUCAACAACUAAUGAACAUAAUAUUGAGUCGCAACAAUUACUAAUGAACGCUCAUACUCGACAUCGGGUUCGGGAUCCCAUCAUGAUCCUUAUUGGUGCCAUCGGAAAACGGGAAAAACGAAAGGUUUACCUAAGUUAUUUUAAUUGUUUUUAAUAGGAGAGAAAUUAUUAUUAUUUUUACUAUAGUGUUGUUUUGUUGUUAACAUUUCCUUUAAUAACAAUGUGAACUAAAAGGAUGUAGCAGAUGGUUUUGUCUGAAUGCAGCCCCGGGCAGCUCCGGUUAUAGUUGAUAGUAAAGUUAUAAAAUAAAUACAUCUUAUUUUAACAAGAUUCAUCCAAAUUGGGCAACUUUUAUAAAGUAUCUUUAAAGACAGAGUUAUCCUUGAUUUACCACAAUGGCUCCGUAAAACACGAAAGAUUCAUAAAAAUGUACUUUUUUUAUCUUGUAAAAUUUGUUAAAUUGUUGUUGUAUUCCAAAAAAAAGAUGGUAUAUAACUUUUAAAAUACUUUUUAUAAAGAAUUAACAUGGGUUUACACGGGGAAAAUAAGAGAUUCAAACAGAAAUAAUAUACGCACCUGAACUGCACUUUUACCAAAACAUUUCCGUUUCCAGUUCAUGACCGACUCUAUCACAAUUUUUUUUACUGAUAUUUACUACACUGUCUAUACCGGUACUAUUUUAUUUAUUUUCAGAGAUUAGAGAUAACUAAUAACUGUGUGUGGGUGAAGUGUGUCACUGUCUGUAGACUGUAGUGAAAUAUAUAUUUCUUAAAGCUGACAUGGCAAUUAUUGCACAUAUAUAAUUAAGACUCGAGUCCAAGUUAUAGGUGACCAGACGAAGUUACCAGAUAGACUGAAGUGAAGUUGAAGUAACCAACAUUCAGUGUGACAAGGACAAUAUUAAUUAAACUGCUACACUACUACUACUGCAUAUAAACUGUGACAAAAUAUACUAAACGUUUUGCUGUUUUGGGGCCGUCCAUUAAUUAUGUCAACAAUUUUUAAGCAAUUUUUGGCCCCCCUUGUCAACAACUGUAAAACUUAAGUGACCUCCCUAAGUCCUAAGUAAUCAUGUCAACAUUUGUUAUUGUUUUAUAUUACCCCCCCCCCCUAUGAAUCAUAAUUUAAAUAAAUAGCUAAAUACAUUUUAAUGUGUGAUAAUUUAUUUUAAUAACACAAUUGUAGGAAAAACAUGUUAUUGCAACUUAAGCUUGUUAUUCAACAAGUUAAAAAGUUUUUACACUUAAAUUUUAUAAUGCAGAAUCAAUAAAAAGUAAAAGGUUGUUAAAGAUAAAUAUCAUUGUUUAUGGAAGUAGAAAUAUGAUUUUUGUCUGUAUAGCUGACAAUUGUAGCAUAGUUUCUAGCUGCUAUGAUCUUCCCAGGGAGUAACCAGGUGUUGGUCUAUUGUAACACUGGGCAUAGCAGCUGAUUUAUCAUUUUCAUCUUGCGGAUAUACCAGACAAGUCAACAUCAUCCUCAUCUAACCAUUCAGCACUUACAAAAGAAGAAUUGUCAGUGGUGUGAGCAAUAAUUGCCAUAAGCUCUCUCUGUCUCCUGGCAGCUGUUUGCAUUAGUCUAAUCCUUUUUUGUUGAGGAGCAGGUCGUAAUUUCUUAUGCAUUGUCGGUACUGUUGAACUUGCUAUUUCAACAUGACUUGUAAAGCAAAAAAGAUGUUAAAGAUGAUGCAAAUCCGUUCAAGCAGCAAUGUUAUUAGUGUUAAUCACUUUACUUUCCCUUAAUUCUCAAAAUAUCACAUUCGUACUCUAUCAAUACCAUUUAUCUUGACCGCACAUGACUCUUGAACCUUGUCUUUGUUCCAUACCUGCAACAUGACCGCAAACAUACCGCCGUAGUCAUUUGCGACAAAUAGAAUCUACAGUCGAAGAGAGGCCAACUUUUGACUUCACUUGAAUUAACUAAAUGUGCUAAUAUUGUGACCAGUCAUCAGCAGUGUACAGACAGACACAUUAAAUAAAUAUUAUAUUGUUAAAAGCUUAAAAGUUAUAUAACUAUUUUAAUUUAGACUCAUUAAAUUUUUAAAAUAAUGUAAUAACCAGUCAAUUUUUAAGAUUAAAAUUUUAAUAGAGAAUGAGAAAGCAUGAUUGUUGACAUCAACUAAUCUAAACCUCCCCCUCCCCCUUGUCAACAAUUUUCAAACAUUUCCAACCCCACAAACCCCUAUUUUGUCGACAGUUGACAUAAUGAAUGACCCCUUUAUGAAAAGAUUCGGUUUAAUAUCUUAUUAAAUAAUGAAUUUUUAAAUAGAAAAUACCAACAAAUAAAAUACUAAUUGAAAUGUCUUGCCUUGAUCAUCAAAGUUGGUAAACAUAAAAUAAUAGUAUUAAAUAGUCAUAGUUGAUGAGACCAAAACACAACAUAACUAUGAUUUAAAUCGCUGCAGUGACUUAAAGUAGAAUGUGCCUAGUAUUAUGUUGUUAAAGAAUUAAGAUUAGGAAUAUUUUUUUAAAAUAUACUUAAAAUAUUGUAUUUAUUCUGCGUUGUUGGGAAAGGUGAAGUUUAUAUUAUAUGAAAUUUAGAUGUCUAUGAAAUUUAAAUAUGUAAACAAAGGGCAGUUUUCCUGGGUUCUACAUUUAACUAUUGCAUCUACAUUUAAAGGACAUCAGCCUGGCAUACUUCUAGUCACUAGUUGAUUCAAAGUAAUAUUUCAGAGGGUAAUUUCCUGGUCUAGGUGCAAUAUUCAAAUGUUUGGACAGCAGAGUAGCACUGGAUUCUAUAUCUUGACAUAUUUAUUGUCAUAAUAAUCGAUAAACUUGAUUUCCAGAAUCUAUAUUGUAGCUCUAUAAUUGUGAAAAAUUAUUAUAAAAAUAUAAUUAAUUACGGUACCUAAAUUAUAUAAUAGGGAUAUUUGCAAUAGGGAUUUCAAUUUCAAAGAUAAUUGCAUAAAAAUUAAUUGGCAUCCAAUUAAUCAGCAUGAGCCUAUUUGCUAAUCAGUUCAAUCCUAAAUCAUUAACCUGGUCCAUGAUCAUAUCCUUAUCAAUAAUAAUUCAUAUUUUUAAUAUGGAAAUGGACUAAAUUUGCAUUUGUAUAUUACUUUAUAAUUAGGCUAAGUCCCUGAAUGCUUCAUUUAAAUUACCAUCAUAGUGGUGGAUGAUCCAAAUUAUUUAUAGGGCUAUAUAAAUGUUUGUAAAGUCCAUUAAAAUUUGAGAGUACAAGGGUUUGGAAUGUCUUCUCAUCACUGACAGAUCACCACUUGGCAUAUUAAUAAUGGUAUAAAAAAGGUAUGAUCUAAAUAAUAUGUAACAAGUCUAUUUAGAAUCUUUCAUUCUAUUGAGUUGUUACUCUGCCACAUAUCAAUGAGUUAUUCUUGAAGGACAUUCUUUUUUUUUUCUGAUAGGACAGAGUUUUUGCAGGUUUACGGUGAUCUGUAUAGUGAUGAUGUCAGUCUUCAAGAAAAGGCUAUCAAUAAAAUGGACAUGUGGAAAUCCAGGUAAACUAAAAAUUGGAGAUUUGAGGUAGAAACAAUUUUUUCAUUUGAAGAUAAGUUUUACAAAUUUUUGACUCACAAUGGAUAUACAGAGGCCAUUUAAUCUUAAGCUAUUAACUAUUUGCUGGAUUUUGUUUUUUUUAGUACUCUAGCGUUAAAUUUUUUUCAAAUAACCUCAUGAGAAUUUGUAACCAGAUUGAUAUUUAAUGUCAGUUGACUUAUAAAAAACGUUAUAAUUUACAUUUUAAUUUCUACUUUUAAAGGGCUGGAAGCAAGCUAUCAGUUGCUAUUGAAAGUUCUGCUAUGUUAAUGAAAGCCAGCAUGGAUCACAGCAAAGUGACAAGAGAUGGGAGUAUUUUACAACAGGAAACUCAACUCAGAUCACUUUAUGGCUUAGCACUUGUUAGGUAAUUUUUAAAUAGUUUUAAAAAAUGUCGAAGAAAAAAAAUUAGUAAAACGUAUUUGAAUCUAAAAUUUAAUUCAAAUAAAUGUUCUUCUUCUACAUAUUAAGGGCCCAAGAUCAAUAUCAUUCUAGCUCCUCUCUAUGUAUUUUAACUCAAGAUUAAUAUUCAAAGAAAAGAAAAGCAUACAAAAAAAAUUGAUUCUUUUCAGUAUUAUUUUACUAUUAAUUUUGAAAAGUCAGACUUUUCAUUUUUGCCUUUAAAAUUUAAACAUGACUGUUAACUUGUAAUCAAUGCCUAAAUUAAGGAAUUAUUAAUUUUUUUAAAUAAUCCUAUAAACCAAGAUUAUUAGAUUUCAAUAUAUUUAAUCAUGAUAUAAAAUAUUAGCAUACAUUUCUUCAAAGAAAUAUAUGUGCUAAAAGGAAAAACUAAUUUUGAACAUUCUAAAAUUCUUUCUUUAAAUUUUUUUUUGGUUACAAACCCUAAUAAAAUAUACAACAGACAAUUUAGCAUUUAAACUGUAGCCUUGUGACUGCCAUAAGGAGCCUUGUUUUGUUAUCUUCAUAAUUUACCUUUCAGGUUUGUAAACCAUGUUACAGAAAAAGGACAAACCAAAGCUACAGCACAACCAGUGCAUUUGAUUGCGCGGAAUGUAAGCAUUUAUUAGAAAAUGAAAUUUUGUGUGUCUUUUGAUUCUUAACUAUUAUUCAUCAAAAUAAUAUGGAACAUAAUUUUAAUGGAAUGUCUUUUAUAUAUAUAGUUCUCAUCUAGUGAACAAAGGCUGUGAAAUGCAAAUAAUGAAUUAUGAACAAAACUGUCAUUUCAGUUAGGAAUUCCUGAAUGGAUUGUCAGACUUCGUCAUGAUACUACUCAUUCUUCUCUGCCAAGUUUAGAUGUAUUGGCGACGGGUGCAAAAUGGGCUCUCAAUUAUCUCAGAGAGAACUUCUGGGAGUGUCAAACAAAUGAAGUUGUGCCUGAAGAAAAUGAAGGAAGCAUGAAAUCACCGAAAAUGUCUGCUAUAAGAAGAGCAUUUUAUGAUUUUCAAGAAAGUCGUUCUCAGGUGAAGAAUCUUGAUAUAUUAGCCCCUAUGCAAGUAAUCUUAUGUGUGAAUUUAAAAAUGUAAAAGCAAACUGCAGUUAUAUUUAAAUUAUUUCCAUACACUUGAUGAUUGAACAUUAAUAUUUAAUUUUUUUUUUUUGAUUAUGCAAAGUUCAAUAAAAUAGACUGCAUCAGAUAAACUAUUUAUGGGCUUUAUUUAUCUCAAUUUAUCUCAAUUUCAACUAUGAAUUUCCUGUUUAUAUUUGAGUGCCUUUUGCCAAUGACAUCUUAUAAAAGUAGUCUAUGAUACCCACCACAAUGCAAUAACAUUGGUCAAUUAACACUUUAUAUCCACAUUGCGCAUAGAGCAAAAAAAAAACAUCUAUCCACUUUACUCUUUCCCCCAGUACAGAGAAAAACAAUGCAGACAGUGUUACGUAUUGUGAUAUGAAUUUUUUAAGUUUAAGCUUUUUUAAGAUUGAGCUCAUUUAUUAAACAAUAUGUAACAAAGGACUGGAAAAAAGUAUACAAAGAAAUACAAUACCUAAUAUAGUGAUAUUAACUAUAUUCAAUUUAAUUCUACUAUUAAAUUUAAAUUUUACAAAUAUGAACAAAAUAAGACUUUGACUAAAUAUUUAAAAUUUGUGAUUUCUCUUUUUUGGGAAGGAUGUAAAGAUGUAAAAAUGUUAAAAUGUAUGUGCAGCUAAGCCUGGUUUACUCUUAGGAUUUUACCUACUAUUUUCUAUUUUGAGAUGUAUUUUAUGAUAGUACACCAAGACCUGUCAGAAAUACAAUUUGAAGAGACUGAGUGAAAAAAGUAAUACAUUCAAGUAUUUUGUUCUAGGUCUAAAUAUUUAAGCAUAAAAUAAGACUGCCACAUUUUUUUUGUAAUCAUGGUUUUGAUGAACUUGCUAGACAUAGUAACAGUAUAAAAAAAAAUUAGCCUAGUAAAAUUUUUAGUAAAUCCUCACUUUUGUUUGCUUCGGUGCUGUAUCAAGUUAUUUUGUGACAUUUUGUUCGGCUGAACUACCGUGAGUACAAAAACGGAAAGUUAGAAUGCAUUCUCAACUGUUCCUCACAGCAACAUUAGAUUUUGACUUAUUUUAUACGAUUCUAAUUGUAUUCGAAUGCACAAUUUUUAAUGCUAUUUUUAAAACCCUGGUUUGGUUUCACGUCCGCAAACAAAGUGACCACAGUGUGGACAGCAGUCAUCUAAUUUUUGGAAGUUAUCUUUUUGAUGUCAGCUUAACUGGAUCCCACUGGACACACGAUGCGUGUAGUUCAUGUAUAUGUAAUAAAUACUGUGUUUAUUUUAUUAUAAAGAUACUGUAUUGUAAGAUUUUCAGAUGAUAUAAGAAUUUAGGAGUUUGAUGGUAACAGGUCUGAGUUAAGUGGAAAUUAAUAAUGAAUUUUUCUUGUUGCCAAGUAAUAAACCCAUCAAUCGGCGUCAUGUGGAUAUAAAUGUUAUAAAUGGCUGUCAACAAUCGUGUGGAUAUUAAAUGUUAAGUGGGGCAAUUUAACUACCACACUUCAUACUGUUAAAUUAAAACAUCAUUGUAAGACUCGUUUAGACAAGAUUAUUUGUUCCCAGGAGAUAAAUGCUGACAGUAAAGACAAAGAGGCUGGAGACCAGUCGGAACCCUUGAAAGUUCUCCACAGCUACUUGAAUCAAAAUAGGUAAUAAAAACAAAACUUCUCAGACUUUCACCCAUGCCAUCAGGUGAACAUUCAUCGCUAUAGUAUAAAAUCUAAAUUUGAUCUCUGGUUAUCGAACACCAAUGACAUUUUGUUGGUGCAUUGAUUGUAUUCAUUGUUGAUGUUUUGUUAUUUCACCAGAUUAAAAUUUGCAAAAUGUUUGCUUGAAGAUGGAAUUCUAAUCUCAACGGAAGAACAGCUGACAGCUUUAGGGGUGACCAGUUCUGGUAAAAACAUUGUUAACAUUUGAUUUCAUAUUGACAAAUUAACACCAACAAAGUUUCUAUUUCUUAAUUUGGGGUAAGACUUCAAAAAAGAAUCUUGCAAUAUUACUAUUUUCAAGGAGUUGGUAUGACUUAUAUUAAUGGUGACAGAAUACUGCACAAUUUAUCCCUUUACAAUUAAGAUCUUAUAUAGCCACUAGUUAGCUUUGCAACAGUAAUUGAAAUAUAUUUCAAAGUACAACUACAGGGAGAACUGAAAUAGACAGAAGUAAAAAGCUGAAAAGAAUGCAUUGAAGAUGACUUUGAACACUAUUUCUUCUUAUCAGAUCUGCUUACCCAGUCUCCACCGACGGUACCUUUAGAAAUGGUAAUGGUAGAGUUUUGGCGACCAUUGUUUCAAAUGCUGCAUGCUAACAGUGAUCUCCCAUUUA